Pediculus humanus corporis (human body louse) is the source of this 1257-nucleotide messenger RNA. RefSeq names its product guanine nucleotide exchange factor, putative. NCBI's taxonomy places the organism in Eukaryota, Metazoa, Arthropoda, Insecta, Psocodea, Pediculidae. Gene Ontology annotation, cellular component: cytoplasm. The record is from RefSeq and is a predicted model, not a curated record. The coding region runs from base 1 to 1257 and encodes 418 amino acids. Gene Ontology annotation, molecular function: guanyl-nucleotide exchange factor activity. The transcript is spliced from 6 exons.
AUGAAUAACACACUUUUACAAUCGACUCCAUUGACUUUUAGUGAAGAAUUGAAAAAAGCAUUCAACGAAAGGAAUAUAUUGACGACAAGAUCUAAAAUGAAAGUUUUAUCUGCAUUAAACGAAUUUACAAAAACAUCUAAAAUUCAAAAAGAAAAAGAAUUGAAAGAGAAAGCAAUUAAUGAAAUAUACACAUCUGAAAUUAAUUAUUUGAAACAAUUAGAAAUAAUUAUGAAGUACUUCAUGGAACCUUUAAGAAAUAAAAAUUGGCUUCCAACAAACACAUUUCACGCUCUGUUUGGAAAUAUUGAAAUUUUAUAUAAGGUUAAUGGUGAAUUACUUCAAGAAUUAAAAAAACAAAAUGGAAAUGUGGGUGCUGCAUUUAACAGAUUAGCACCUUAUUUAAAAUUAUAUUCUGUUUAUGCCUACGAUUACAAGCAAGCUCUACAAAUAUUACAAGAAAUGCAAAAGAAUAAUAAAGAAUUACAUGAGUUCAUAACAACACAUGAAAAAAGACCAGAAGUUUCUGCAUCAUUUCAAUCGUUGUUAAUUGUUCCAAUUCAAAGAAUUCCACGAUAUAAAUUAUUAUUACAGGAAGUAUUAAAUCAUACUUGCGUGGAUGAUCCAGAAUAUUUUAUUUUACAAGGUGCUUUAAAAAAAAUUGAAGAAACAGCGUCUCACAUAAAUGAUCACGUUAGCCAAUAUGAAAAUGUUGAAAGUAUGUUAUCUCUAGCAAAAAGAUUAACAGGUUCACCAUUGGAUAUUGUCGAACCUGGAAGGAAAAUCAUUAAACAGGGUUCAUUAAUGAAAGUAUCGAAAAAUUGGAAAAGAUCAGAUUCGAGAUACGUUAUACUUUUUUCCGAUUAUUUAAUGUAUUGUAAAGGAAGUGAAAUGGGUCCUUUGAAAUUUUCCGGUCUUUUACCCAUAAGACACUGUCAAGUCGAACCUAUAUUCAGCACAGGAGUUUUUAAAAUCGUCUGCCAAGAAGAAGUUUUAUUUUUUUACACGUCGGAUUCUAAAUAUGGAUCCGAAUGGAUAAAUUCGUUACAAACGGCAACGAAAGAACAUCAGGAAUGUAGGAAAACACUGAGAAAAGAAAGCAGCAGACGAAAACCUCUCAGACGUAGUAAUAAUAAUAAUAAUAAUAGUAAUAAAUAUAAUAAUUACGGUUCGAAAAAUUAUAAAUUUUUUAAUAGAAAAGAACAACAAACAACGACUAAUUAUUCCGGUUGUUUCGGUCGUUUGUUAUUUUUAAGAUGA